AUGACCGCCCGGCCCGAAACCCGCUCCCGGACCCGAACACGCGCCGCCCGCCGCACCUCCCCCUGCUGCCGCCACCCCGACGAGCCCGCCACCGGCAUCUGCGCCUCGUGCCUCCGCGAACGCCUCUCCAGUCUCGACCUCGUCGCCGCCGUAGGUGCCCCCAGUGCGCCGUCGCCGGAGCUCCGGCGAUGCAGGUCCGUGGUCACCUUCCCCAAAUUCGAGGGUUCUACCAGCGGCAGGAACGAGCCGCGCCGCAAAUCGUGCGAGGCCGCCUCGGAUCGGAGCUCCCUGUGCACUCUCUUCGACGUGGACGAUUUGAGGAGCGGAUCGGAAGAGGGCGAAGCCAGAGUUGAAUCGAAGAAUGUGGGGAAACAUGCGGGGUUCUCGAAAGCCGCCUCCGCCGCGAUCGAGCUGGAGAACAACAAUGGUGACGAGAUUAGGGUUUCGAGUCACAAAUUGGGGGAAUCCAGCGCCGACGGCGCUGAUGGCGAUGGGGAUAUCCAAGGAAGAGAUUUCAAGACGAUGAAAGAGUACAUAGAUCUCGAAUUCCAAAACAAGGCCAAGAAAUCCAAGGAUUUGAGAGAUAAAAUUACUGGAAAUCUCUUGGGCGCAGCCUCUGUUUUCACCAGGAGACUAUUAAGCUGGAGACAGAACAAUAAUACCAAUCAGGUGAAGAAUCAGAAAAACCACAUGGAAGGGAGAAAAUCAGGGAAUGCUCGAAAUCCCGAGAUCUCGUUCGAUGAACCACGGGCUUCGUGGGAUGAGUACAUGAUAGCCCGAACUAUUCCUAGGUUGGCUCCCAUGUUGUCUGUAGUCGAGCACGGCAUUUUAGGGGGCACCAACAAGUUCGAGAGCCACAGGCUGUCGGUAGAUGGGCCAAUGCACUCGAUUGUCGAGGAUGAGAGCACUUCUGGGGCCUCGGGCUCCGGACACUCGAAUUCAGAUUCGUCUUUCACAAUGAGACGGAGCAGUUUCGACCAGUCGAGCUCUGUCCGGAGUUUCGGGAAGAAACCAUCGGGCUCGGAGGAUCACGAUAAUGUAAAGCUGGUGAUCACCGAGAAGGAGCUCAAAGACUGGCGAUUGAACGACGGGCUGGAAAAUGUUGGGCCCGUUUACGGUAAUGGAAAUAUAAAUGCUGCUAAUAUUGAAAAUGCUGCGAAAAAAUCAGUUGGUUGGCGUAAGGCUUGUUAUGCCUUUGGUUUUGGUCGAAAGUGUAGUGACAAUCACAAUAAGCAUAGUGACAAUCACAAUAAGCAUGGAGGCCCGGGAGGACACAUGGUGGUGGGCCCAUCUUUCUAUGAUACUAGAGAAGUUGGGCCCCUGAGGGAAUGUGUUCCUAGGCUUGCACGUAGCGUAAGUGUUGUGGGCCCUAGGAAUUCGUGCGAUUCAGCGGAGUCAAAUUGCCGGAGAAGUGUAGAUGGUGGCCGUGGAUUCUAUGGUUUGAAUGGGAUUGAGGGUUUUGAACUAGAAAAGGAUGCGGAAUUUGGUAAUAGGUGUUGUUCGGAUGGCGUUGGUGUUGGCAUAAAGCCAUUCUACAUGACCCCUUUGAGGAGCUUGAAGCAUAGCAAGUCUAGGAAGUUGAAGCUAUAG
This is a messenger RNA of Striga hermonthica, 1590 nucleotides long. The record is from the annotation of a GenBank genome assembly. NCBI's taxonomy places the organism in Eukaryota, Viridiplantae, Streptophyta, Magnoliopsida, Lamiales, Orobanchaceae.